AUGGCUAUGAAAUACGUUGCAGCGUACCUUAUGUGUGUCUUGGGAGGCAAUGAAAAUCCAACUGAAAAGGAAGUGAAAAAAGUACUAGGUGCUGUGAAUGCAGGUGUAGAAGAUGAUGUUUUAGCACACUUGAUGAAAUCUCUAAGUGGUAAAUCUUGCCAUGAAUUAAUUUCGGGAGGAUUGGAAAAAUUGCAGAACAUUGGAGGUGGUGCUGCAGCAGCAGCCGCAAUUCCAGCAGGUGCUACUACCGAUGCGAAGGCAGAGGAGAAGAAGGAAGAGAAGAAAGAAGAAGAGGAAGAGGAAGAAGACGACUUAGGAUUUUCACUUUUUGGUUAA
Molecule: messenger RNA, 336 nt
Organism: Plasmodium gonderi
Lineage: Eukaryota; Apicomplexa; Aconoidasida; Haemosporida; Plasmodiidae
Product: 60S acidic ribosomal protein P2
Exons: 1
Coding region: 1-336 (111 amino acids)
Biological process (GO): cytoplasmic translational elongation
Cellular component (GO): ribosome; cytosolic large ribosomal subunit
Molecular function (GO): structural constituent of ribosome
Source: RefSeq, a predicted model, not a curated record